This is a messenger RNA of Gadus morhua (Atlantic cod), 1469 nucleotides long. RefSeq names its product claudin-4-like. Gene Ontology annotation, cellular component: bicellular tight junction; membrane. The record is from RefSeq and is a predicted model, not a curated record. Gene Ontology annotation, molecular function: structural molecule activity. The transcript has a single exon. Lineage: Eukaryota; Metazoa; Chordata; Actinopteri; Gadiformes; Gadidae. The coding region runs from base 443 to 1078 and encodes 211 amino acids.
UGUGUGUGUGUGUGUGUGUGUGUGUGUGUGUUGGCCGGCAUUAGCCCAGGUGGGAGAACUGACGCAUUGUCCUGGGCUCUGUGAACGAAGCUUGAAGAAACCAAACGUGUGAACAAUGAAGGAGCGCAGCGCACAAAGCUGGGGGGUUCAAGUGUCGGCUUUCCGCUUUUGUUCGGGAGCGCAGAAACUCCACCCUGAAAGUUCAUCCUAUAAGAGAUCAGGAAGGUUCCCUCCCAGCACACCUACGUCGCCAGACCCAGACCUCAGACGCAGUCCGAGUGCAACACCAGAGGCUCCAUCUCCAUCGCCUGCACCUGCAUAACCGCCGUACAGCGCCGGUUGCACUUACAACUCUCCUCAAAGUCUCAAGCAAAGCCGUGGACGUGCUCCUCCUCCUCCUCCCCCUCUUAUUGAGACGCAGCGGGCUCCCCGGCAGGUUACCAUGGCGUCCCAGGGCCUCCAGCUGAUGGGGGUGCUCCUGGCCUUCGUGGGCUGGGUGGGCACCAUCGCCACCUGCGCCAUGCCCAUGUGGAGGGUCACCGCCUUCGUGGGCGCCAACAUCGUGACGGCGCAGACCAUCUGGGAGGGCCUGUGGAUGACCUGCGUGGUGCAGAGCACAGGCCAGAUGCAGUGCAAGAUCUACGACUCCAUGCUGGCGCUGAGCUCGGACCUGCAGGCGGCCCGGGCCAUGGUGAUCGUCUCGGUGGUGGUGGGCGUGUUCGGGGCGCUCACCGCCAUCAUGGGGGGGAAGUGCACCAACUGCAUGGAGGACCCGACGGCCAAGGCCAAAGCCUGCGUCGUCUCUGGGGUGAUCUUUCUCAUCUCCGCCUUCCUGGUGCUCAUCCCUGUGUCCUGGUCGGCCCACACCAUCAUCCGGGACUUCUACAACCCCCUGGUGAACGCCGCCCAGCGCCGGGAGCUGGGCGCCUCGCUCUACCUGGGCUGGGGGUCGGCAGGGCUGCUCCUGUUGGGAGGGGGGCUGCUGUGUAACAACUGCCCCCCGAAGGAGAACCGGCCCUACACCGCGGCCAAGUUCGCGCCUCUCAGGUCGGCCUCUGCGAACAAGGACUAUGUGUGAGUCUCUCACGGUGAGGACAGGAUUUGGGUCAUAUUGGGUCCUGUGGGAAUGAAAGGGAGUACUAGGAUAGAAAUGACUAGGACUUGAUCAGUGUCUGUCAAUGUAUUUGAAGUAUCUUAACAAUCAAUCCAAGCUAUAGGCGCUUGACAUGUGUAUAUUUGAUUUGAUUCCUAUAGAUAGCUCUUUAUUUUUCCAUCAUAUGUUUUGCAUGUUCUGAAAGCCUGAUGCAUGAUACUAGUGUAUGAUUUGUAUUAAUAACAUAUAAAACUGAUAACAGAGGCUCUACAGGGCUUAUUGUUCUUCCUUUUGUAAGUACAUUGCUUUUUAAAAGGUUGAAAUUUAUCAAAUUAUUCUAUGUCUUAUUCUUCUAUCCUUUAAAGAAACAUUAAAA